Messenger RNA from Penicillium brasilianum, 3029 nucleotides. NCBI's taxonomy places the organism in Eukaryota, Fungi, Ascomycota, Eurotiomycetes, Eurotiales, Aspergillaceae. The record is from the annotation of a GenBank genome assembly.
GUUGAGACUUAGACAAUUUAACCCCUGUCUUGAUUUCCUUUUACGACUGGGUUAAGGUUGCUGCAUAACAUCCCUGCAGUCACACACAUGGCGACUAUCACGCACACCCUGCCCACUACGGCAGUUGAACUCCCCACCCUGGGCCAGACCUCCAAUGAAGAACGACAGCGUAAUCCAAUUACUUCUUCAGCACCGGGGUCCAUCGUCGCCGACGAUGUGAUGCAGCAAUCGCUCAUUGCAGAUUCCCAAGUACCCGAUGGAGGUUAUGGCUGGGUUCUCAUUUUUGCAUGUGCCGUCGUAACCUGGUGGUUUGUCGGGGCAUCUUAUACUUGGGGUGUCAUGCAGGCUGAACUCGUUGAUCGGAAGGGUUAUUCAUCAUCGACUCUGGCGUUCGUCGGGUCAUUGUGUCCGGCGUGUAUUUCGUUGCUUGCGGUGCCGAACGCGACCGUUAUCCGGAAGAUUGGGGCGCGGAUUACCGCGUUAUUGGGUAUUUUCUUGCUCGGACUGGGAAGUAUUCUCAGUGGGUUUGCGACCGAUAGCAUUGUGGGAUUGUUCAUGACGUGGGGCUUUGUUGGUGGACUUGGUACUAGUCUGUGUUUCAUGGUUGUCUCCGUGACACCGGCGCAAUACUUCAAAGCCAAGCGCGGCAUCGCGAACGGCAUCGUUUACGCCGGAGGAGGCCUCGGAGGCACGGUGAUCAGCUUCAUCCUGGACGCCCUCCUCCAGAGCGUCGGCAUAGCCUGGACCUUCCGCAUCCUCGGCUUCCUGAUCAUGGCCACCGGCCUUCCAGCCGCCUACCUGAUCAAAGAGCGCGCCCCUAUCAAACCCACUAAAAUGGUUGAAUGGAGCCUCUUCAAAGAUGUCCGCUUCUCCGUCCUCUUCGCCGUCGGCGCCAUCGGCACAUUCCCCCUCUUCGUACCAGCGUUCUUCCUCCCUCUGUACACCAACAGUCUCGGUCUACCGUCCAGUGCCGGGGCGGGUCUAGUCGCAGCAUUCAACUUCUCCUCUGCUAUUGGGCGUCUGUCGUGUGGGUUUGCGUGUGAUAAGCUCGGCUCUUUGAAUACGCUAUUCUUGUCGUUGUUGCUGAGUGCGCUGAGUAUCUUUGUACUUUGGCCCGUGUCUAAUUCGAUUGGGCCGUUGAUUGCGUUUGUGAUAAUCAACGGGUCUGCGAAUGGUGGAUUCUUUUCGACGAUGCCGACUGUUGUGGGCAAUGUGUUUGGUUCGGCAAGAGUGUCAGUUGCGGUGGGCAUGAUUGUGAGUGGGUGGCUUGGCGGAUAUCUCUUGGGUGCACCGAUUGCGGGUUAUAUCCUCAAUGCGUCUGGUGGACAAGAAGGUGGUGUUGGUGCAUAUAGACCCGCUAUUUUCUACGCUGGCUCGAUGGCAACGGCCGCUACGGUCUUGGCAGCUGUGGUUCGAAUUAAAGUAGACCGCAGGCUCAAGAAGACGGUUUAAGCCAAUUCGGAGUAGAACGGUAGUGAUGCGGCUAGUUAUGCUAGACAAGAUACUGUAAAUAAAAUGAUGCAGCGGGUAAGCCCACAUUUGGCGCUGCGGCGCUGACAAUGUUGUCAAAUUUUUGUUUCCAUAAUGGUACUUUAGUUUCUUCUCUUCUUGGCUGGUCUAUGCGGGAACAGCUUGCUCGGGCUGCGGCUGCUCGGUGGCUCCGCUGUCGACGGUGGCAUUAGUUUCCACUGCCCCAUCUGCAACGAUAUCAGGCUGAGGCUCAGCCUGCGCGGCCCGGGCUUCCUCUUGCCGCUGCUGUUCCUGUAGCCGCUGCUGUCCCUCUUGACGAAGACGCUCAGCUUCUGCCUCGGCCGCGUUCCGUGCCUCUACCUGCCGUUCACCAAUGCCCGGAAUAAGACUUGCGAGCAGUAACACGAUAGCUCGUUCAAUACGGCGAACACUGCUCCAUAAUUCACCACGAAUCGUGUUAUCAGCAUUACCACCGGCCUGAGCAGUUGAGGCAUUUUGGUCUCCAGCAGCCGGUGUGGUUCGAUCUGCUGGGCCGCCUAUGUUGGCGAGACCUUCGAGAUGGCGCUGGAUGGGCUCAACCAGCAUUCCUUGCAGCCGGCGAGGGAUUUCAGUAUCUGAUAGCAGAGCGAUCAGUACUGCACCGGUGACGAGGAACACACGCGCCCAGGUGCCAGAACUGCUGAUCAUGUAGAUACAAAAGUACAGUCGAAUGAAGAGCCAGAUUCGGCGCAGAUAUUGCCCCGCAGGAACGUUCUCGACUUCACGACGUCGCUGCUGAUUGAUGACUGCCUGGCGGACAAUAUCUUGCAUAGCUGCCGGGUUUUGACCUGCUGGGGCAGGGUGAUGGACAUUGUGAUGCUCAAUGGGGACUGUAGGGGUACUUCCAGGCUGUGGGAUGGGGGUAGACAGUGGAAACACAUUCGCGCUGUUUAUGGGCAUAAUCAAGCUCUGACGACCAUCUGGUCCGGUGGCCAGGAAGACCUGUAGCGGUGAUUGGAAAGAGUCCGCGGGCGUUGCUGAAUGUGCGUCGCGAUUGGAGGGCAGACUAUCAACACGCUGAUAAAGGGCAAUGAUACGCUGCAGCAAUGCUUGGAUAGAGGUAUGAGGAGUAUACCCCUGCAAGUGUCCAUGGCGCUGUAGUAAUUGCUCGGUUCGCGAUCGUAGUUGGUACAAGGUCUCGUGUGAAGGAACGAAGCUGUGAUCCAGGCUAUGCUCUACGCUUCCAACUUGCCUGCGCAAGUCUUCGUACUCGCCAAAAUCGGUUGGGUUGGGCAUGUUCAUGUUCAAUGAUGAGAAUGGGGCCGUGGCGGAUGUGGCCCUAUUCAAGAUGUUCGAAACUUGCUCCAAGUGUCGCUCGUGUAUAGUGGUCGGCGUUGGUAGACCGCGGAAUCGUAGGCCAUCCCCCGCACCCUGAGGUAGGGCAGUACUAUUGGCCGCGAUGGAAUUCGAAAGUUGACUCAAUCUAUCCGUGUGGCUAAUAGCUCCGGAAAUAGAGGCACUAUUGUGAGCAGGCACCGGCGCUGAAGGGGGUGGCAAGACCAUGUGUAUCGAGUGCUCGG